AUGAAUGAAGUGAACAACGGAACACCCGAUUCAUCUGCUUCGAAAACCGAUUCAUCUACACGUAUGGCAUUGCUCAGUGAUUUGAGAGUAUUCGAGUUGAAACAAGAGCUGGAGAAGCGUGGUCUCGACAAAAAUGGCAUUAAAGUUGCUUUGGUGGAAAGACUGGAAUCGGUAGGACAUUCGUCUCUUACUUACAGAAGAACUAGAAUUUAGUGCCAUGCGGCUGAUAUAAAUCUAUUUCAGGCUUUACGUGAUGAAGGACACGAUCCAGCCGAAUUUUUGUUUAGUGUCGGUGAUUACGGCAAAGGUUCAACGCCCACAAAAGUGGUCACGCAAUCACAAUCAGGAAUAACCACCACCACCACCAGCAACGGCAGUAGCAGCAGCAGCAGCAGCACACCAGUAACAGCAGUUGAUGUGACAACCACAACAACAGUGUCGAUUUGUCGCAAUGAUUCGAAUAAUAAAAGUCAUGAGAAUGAUCAGAAUCAAAGUAAAAUCAAAUCACCUCCUCCUCGACAACAACAAACUCAAAAAGAUGAAGAAGAGCAAAAUAAUUUACUCAUUGAUGAUGCUGAAAAGUUGAAUUGUUUGUUGUUUAAGCCAAUGAUAGAGUUGGAUGACGAAGACGGCAAAAAUGAUGUUGAUACGGAGGAUGAGCACGAAAUGGAGGAAGAAAUUAUGAUCGCACAAGAUUCGGAGAUAAAUUCAGAAACCGAGAAAAUGAUAGGUGGUGGGAUGAUGGGUGACGAGUCGGGAGGUAAGAUGGAAGUGGAAUCUGAAUCAUUUGAAGCCGAGUCGAAGGCAGAUGAGGAAAUGAAGUCGGCGAAUAAGGGUGAGGAGAAGAACGGUGAUGAGAGAAUGGAUAGAACGGUGCAGAAGGGUGAUGAGGAGGAGAGGAGUAAGAAGGAUGAUAGAGCUAAAGGGGGUGAUAGUGAGAAGAGGGGAUGUGGCACGGAGCAGUUGGAUGAGGACAAGAAGUCGAGCACAGCCACCACAACAACGUCAGCAGCACAGCAGUCGUCGUCACUAUCGUCGAAGGCACACAUCGUAAGUAGUGCCAAGACAGCGAGUACCAUCAAGAAAACGAGCAAUUCACUCUGGAUCAAAGGUCUUGGCUCGGAAACGAAAGCCGCUGAUCUAAAGACGUUAUUCGCGAAAUGCGGUCGUGUAGUGACAGCGAAGAUUUUCACGAGACGUCAGCAACCGUCGAGUACGUGUUUUGGGUUCGUUACGAUGGUGGACACGAGUGCGGCUGAGGAAUGUAUUCGUUUAUUCAACAAAACGCAUAUCAAUGGGCAUUUGGUCACUGUCGAAAGGGCGGAUCAUUCAAGCAUGCCUGCCGUGAAGUCAGGAACACAGAAGAAAGUGACGACAACCACAACAGCGAGCAGCAGUACUCCGAGCAGUAAGAAUAAAGAGUCAGUGAAAACUGUGGACGAGAAGAGUUCAGAAAAACGAAAAAGUGAUAAAGUGGAGAGGUCGAGUGAUCGGAAGCAAAACGACGACGCGAAAGCAGCUCGUAGCAGUAGUACGAGCAGCAGGACGGUACCGUCGAAGACGAAACGGAUUCCCGUCACUGCACCGAGCAAAUCGAGUUCAGAAAAGGCGAGAUCGGCAGCCGAGGUAUCGUCGUCGAAAACCGUUUCAUCGUCAUCACAUCGUAACCGAUCCCCACCGGUCUUCCGCAAAGGACGUCGAGUGUUCGAACGACCGUUGAUCCACCACAGAGCACCCAUCCGAGGUGCUCUAUCGUCCCGUAAACCCACACGCAUCUCACUCUCAUCACGUCCUCCCUAUCGAGGCUCAUUCUCAUCACGUGGCUCACGUGGUGCCACACGCAUUCUAAUGUCCACUCGUGGUCGUCCGUUAGUAUCUUCAGUGAGCACUCGUUAUGAUCCGCACCACAACACACAUCAUCGCGGCACUUAUCACGGUCGUGGUGGUGGUAUGCAUCGAAGCUCGUUGAUGUUACCAAGUCGAUCGUCCACCGCGCGUUCAUCAUUCUACGACCCAUCCGGAACGGGUGCAUCCUCACUGUCCGCAUCGUAUCGAGGCGGUGAGCUGCCGUCAAGACACCACUCGUCACAAGACUCUGCGUCGUGGGAUCGUCGUGAGAUGAUGAAUCUGAUGCGGAGACGUGAAGAGGAGUUUCGUUUGAAGGAGGAAGAGUUGAAAUUGCAACGUGAACGUGAACGCAUCAAAUUCGAACGUGAGCGUAUUGAACGUGAACGAUUGGAGUUGGAGCAGUUGAGACAGGUGACGGCCAUGUCAACGAACAUGAACGUGGCGAGUGGCGGCACGGGCACUGGCAGUGCCUCCUCAAUGCUACACGUGCAGUCAUCGCGUCACUCACGUACAUCCAACUACGAUGUGGACGAUAUGGAUAUGUCAAGUGGAAGGCGAGGAGAUUCGCGUGUUGGAAACGAUCGGUCGUCAGCACGACACAUCUCGUCGACAUCGUCGUCAAUGUACGGAGCGAGAGGUGAUACGAGACGUGAGUCGUCACGAGACGAUGACUUGCGAUCGCGUGUGCACUCGCAUCGAGGUGGCACGGCCGAACGAGAGAGGGAACGUGAAAGGGAACGUGAACGAGAGCGUGAUCGUAGCAGACAUGUGAUGCGCGAUACAUACGAAUAUGGAUCGUCAAGCGUGCGUGGUUAUGAGCAUCGGCAUCGAGGCGAUUCGUUCGGGCGAAGAACCGAGUCAUCACGUGCUGCUGUUCCUUCGUACGGUUAG
Anisakis simplex (herring worm) is the source of this 2739-nucleotide messenger RNA. The record is from the annotation of a GenBank genome assembly. NCBI's taxonomy places the organism in Eukaryota, Metazoa, Nematoda, Chromadorea, Rhabditida, Anisakidae.